This is a messenger RNA of Fraxinus pennsylvanica, 1935 nucleotides long. Lineage: Eukaryota; Viridiplantae; Streptophyta; Magnoliopsida; Lamiales; Oleaceae. The record is from the annotation of a GenBank genome assembly.
AUGGGUAGUUCACACAGUCGCGAAGGCCUUGAACUUUCCGACUCAGAAUAUUCUGGCGAGAAUGAAUCAGAAGAGGAGAGUUCUGAGAAUUACGCUGAUGCAGAAGAAUAUACCUCGAAGAGGAAUACUCAGGUCAGUGCCGAAACCCUAGAUGCAAUCGAUUCUAGGCUCCAAUCCUUGAAACUGAAAUACCCAGAACACCCAUCCUCUUCCACGCCAACUUCCAAUGCCAAUCUUAAAAAUGCCGUGAAGCUUUAUCUUCACGUCGGUGGCAACACCCCGAAGGCGAAAUGGGUAGUUUCGGAGAAGUUGACUUUUUACAAAUUUGUCAAAAAAAAUGGUGAUAAUGAUGAUGGGGACGACGAUGACGAAGGAUUGAACAGUAGGGAGGGGUUCUGGGUUUUGAAAGUUGGGGAGAAAAUCAAGGCUAGGGUUACUACCGAUCUGCAGAUGAAAUUCUUUGGGGAUCAGCGGAGGGUAGAUUUUGUGCAUAGUGGGGUUUGGGCUUUAAAAUUUCUGAAAGAUGAGGAGUACAGGACUUUUGUGACAAAAUUCCAGGACUGUUUGUUUGAGAAUGUUUAUGGGUUGAGAGCAACAGAGGAAAAUAAAAUGAAAAUUUAUGGUAAAGACUUUAUUGGAUGGGCAAAACCAGAGCAAUCAGAUGAUUCUAUGUGGGAGGAUGCAGAUGAUGGGGUGUGGAAGAGUCCUGGAAAGACUCCUGAGGGAUUGUCUGAAAGAGGGAAUCAAGAUUUAUUGGAGGAGUUUGAGGAGGCUGCAACUGAUGGUGGGAUUCAGAGCUUGACCUUAGGGGCAUUGGAUAAUAGUUUCUUGGUUAGCAAUUCAGGGGUUCAGGUUGUGAAGAACUUUAGCCAUGGGAUUCAUGGUAAAGGUGUGAAUGUGAAGUUUCUUGAUGGGAAACUAGGAUCCACAUCUGGGCAUUCUGGGACACCCAAGAAGGCUCUCUUGAUGAGGGGAGAGACAAAUAUGAUGCUUAUGAGUCCAUUGAAGCAAGGGAAGCCCCAUUCCACAGGGCUUCACCAGUUGGAUAUUGAAACGGGGAAGAUUGUCACUGAAUGGAAGUUUGAGAAGGAUGGGACUGGGAUUACCAUGAAAGACAUUACCAGUGAUGCGAAGGGGUCACAGUUGGACCCUUCUGAGUCCACUUUCUUGGGUUUAGAUGAUAAUAGAUUGUGUCAAUGGGAUAUGCGAGAGAAACUGGGAAUGGUUCAGAAGAUUGCGAGUGCUGGUUCGCCGGUUUUGCACUGGACCCAAGGGCAUCAAUUCACCAGAGGGACGAAUUUUCAUUGUUUUGCCACGACAGGAGAUGGCUCAAUUGUAGUUGGGUCACUUGAUGGGAAGAUAAGAUUAUAUUCGAGGACUUCAAUGAGGCAGGCAAAGACUGCUUUCCCGGGCCUCGGUUCCCCUAUUACAUCUGUUGAUGUGACUUAUGAUGGAAAGUGGGUGUUGGGCACAACGGAUACUUAUUUGAUCCUGAUAUGCGCUUUAUUCACUGAUAAGGACGGGAAAACUAAGACUGGUUUUAGUGGUCGUAUGGGAAACAAAAUUCCAGCGCCAAGAUUACUGAAGCUGACCCCUGUGGAUGCGCACAUGGCUGGAUCUGAUAAUAAGUUUCAUGCUGGCCACUUCUCAUGGGUUACUGAAAGUGGAAAACAAGAAAGGCAUUUGGUUGCCACGGUGGGUAAGUUCAGUGUGAUAUGGAAUUUUCAGCAGGUGAAGAACAGUGCACACCAUUGCUACCAGAAUCAACAAGGGCUUAAGAGUUGCUAUUGCUACAAACUUGUAUUGAAGGAUGAAUCCAUUAUUGAAAGCCGAUUCAUGCACGACAAAUUUGCUUUUAACAACUCGCCAGAUGCUCCACUGGUUGUGGCUACCCCAAUGAAAGUUACUUCCUUCAGCAUGUCGGGCAAGAAAUGA